GUCUGUUUGCUAUACUGUUCAAAGGAAAGUGGCCUGGCUGAUAUAUAAACAGAGUAGUAUCUAGAGAUGGAACAAACUAAGUUGUAUUAUGAAUGCGAUGUGCAAACUCGUUAAAAAGUUUGAAUUAGAGGACGAAUAGAGUCAUGGAAAGGAAGGUGUAUAGAUAAUAACUAGUCUUCGGAAGCUGCCGCGUGUAGGCCGACUGACUGCCUGCCUGACUACCUUGCGGAUCCUUGAAUAUAUAAUUAACCAUAACAAGGACAGUACUAUUCGUGGCUGCCGGGGCAAACUGUAAUACUGCUGCUUGUUAAUUAUGUUGCUGCCAUAUCACUCACCAUUCUCAUUCUCCUUCACUCCACUAGCAUUCCUACACUGCACCUUUCACCCUCGAGGAAACCAGGUAGCCUAUGCCGAGCACAUGACUUUAUGACGGUACGCGAGACCCGCUCCUCUCGUCCCGUGCUAUCCUUGGGAAGUUUUCCUGCUCGUCACCAUGACCAGCACUCCUGAGUAUGGAACUUCCUGUUAUCCUCCAGGCCAAACCCUCCUGCUGGGCUAACGGCCGCCAGAGCAUUCCCAUAAUAUUACGUCAAGGGCAACAACAAAAGGCUGAUCACUGCCACACAUGCAAGGCAAAUUUGGCAGCCUACAUUCGGCCGUGACAAAUCACCUCACCCCCUAAACAUGACGUAAUGAUGUACGUAACCAAUAUGUUGCCUCGUUGAAAGUUUCAGAAUGCAACGAUAUGUGCCAAAUGACAUCACACUGGAAACUUGAGGGCGGGGCUCCCGGGAACACGGCAACGGCAGCAGCGGCGGCGUAAAGACCACCCGAGGCCCGCCGAGACCCCCGACACUGUGUCGCAUGCAGUGCUGUGAGGUGGUGCCGUGCUCGAGCCUCGCGCCUUGCACAGAGUGUAGCGUCAAUCAAAGGGCCUAGGAAGCACUCUGGUUAGUGCCGACGUCCAGGACUCAUGGCGGCGGUGCUGUGGGUGGUGGCGGUGGCGGCGGCUGUGGGGGGAAGCGGCGUCUGUGCCCAGAUGACGAGUGACCUGCCGCCCGUGACCCACAGCCACAGGAUUGUGCUGGAUCAGGACGGCGUCUUCGUCAUGCUAUGGACGCCCCGCGACGACGCCAUCGACAUGGAGCUUCAGGUGGGCGCCAAGGGCUACGUGGGUCUGGGCUUCUCUCCAAAUGGCGGCAUGAAGGGCGCGGACAUCGUGCUGGGCUGGGUGGACGUUGCCGGGAAGGUGUUCCUGCACGACUGCUAUGCAGAGGGCAACUGGGCCCCUAAGGUGGAUGCGUCCCAGGACGUGAAGCUGCUGGGCGGAUACCAGAACGACACCCACACGGUGCUCAGGUUUUCGCGGCCCUGGCAGACACUGGAUACCAAGAAUGACUUCAUGUUGGGCGAUGACACGGUGCGGGUCAUCUGGGCCUACAGCAACAAUGACCCACCCAGCAAGGCUAACCUCAACUACCACGAGGCACGAGGGACCAAGAGCCUCUACCUGAAGUCGCCCCAGUUUGUGAUGCCACCAAUGGGCCCUGAUGUCAAGACCUUGGACCUCAUGGCAUCCAAUGUGAGUCUGCCAGACGACUUGGACACUCUGUACUGGUGCAAGCUGCUCAAGAUGCCGAACAUCACCACCAAGCACCACAUCAUUGGCUACAUCCCGCUGGCUCAGAAGGAGAACCUGGAGCACUUUCACCAUGCCGUCAUAUACGAGUGCAUGCUGCCAGACGGAGAGCGCCAUUACGAGAAGUGGGUGGAUUGGGAAGGUUUCCAGUGCCAUACCCCGAACAUGCCGCCCUCGUGGAGGCUCUGCAACUCCCCGAUCGUUGCGUGGGCGAUAGGCGGCGAGGGCGAGAUGUUCCCCGAGCACGUGGGUUUCCCAAUGGGCGAGGCUGACACAACGUACUUCAUGAUGGAGAUUCAUUAUGAUAACCCCAACCUCAAGAAAGGCGUGGUUGACAGCUCUGGGAUUCGCUUGUUCUACACGGAUCAGCUGCGUCAACACGAUGCUGGGACGAUCCUUUUCGGCCACUCUGUAUCUCCAUUACACAUCAUCCCACCCGCCCAGAAGUGGCUCACCGCGGGCUACUGUGACGCCUCCUGCACGAGACAGCACCUUCCGGCAGAGGGGAUCACACUCUUCCAGGGGCUGCUACACGCACACUUGCUGGGGACGGCCAUCAGCCUCCGACACGGCCGCGACGGUGAAGAGCUGCCGCCAGUCAUGGAAGACAUGAACUAUGACUUCAACUACCAAAACACAAGAAUCCUGAGGGAGGAGGUGACCGUGCUCCCCGGCGACACCUUCAUCGUGGACUGUGCCUACGACUCCUCAAACCGCACCACCACCACCUUCGGCGGCCUCGGUACCAACGAGGAAAUGUGCGUCGUCUUCAUGUCCUACUACCCUCGCGUAGACCUCUCCUACUGUCUGUCCCAGCCUGAUCCCAACACUGUCAUGGAUGUUCUCGGCAUUGAGGAGGCUUCCAACAUUAAAAACAUUAAUGAAUGGACAACACCAAAGGGAUUCAAUGAAGAAGAAGAGAGUCAACUGCUAGAGAAGGUUAUGAGUGGCAAUUUCUCAGCCGAAGCCACACCCACAAUUAUUGCCUACAUCCUGAAUGGUAUCAACAUCACAGCACCUUCUGAAUUCUUCAACAGAUCCCUGUACAACAUUCUGCAGGACAGAGCAACAUGGGAUGACCAAGGAAUGACUAAUGCCCUUCAGCAAGCUGUGUUGGAGGGAAAUCACAACUCAGUCUGCUACCUCCGGAGUCAAGGAAAACUCACCAUAAGUGACACCGUCUUUACUGCUCCAAGCCUCAAGCCACUGCCAAAGUCACUUCCUGUCGUCAGCUUCAUGCACAGUGCUGUGCUGGACCAGCAAGGCAGUGUUGUAAUGCUGUGGUCACCCAGAGAGGAAGACAUAGUGUUUGAAAUUCAGGCAGGCGCCAAGGGCUACGUGGGUCUGGGCUUCUCCCCGAAUGGCGGCAUGAAGGGCGCGGACAUUGUGCUGGGUUGGGUGGACGCUGCCGGGGAGGUGUUCCUGCAUGACACAUACGCAGACGGCAACAUGGCCCCGAAGGUUGAUGCAUCACAGGACGUGACGCUGCUGGGUGGCUACCAGAAUGACACCCACACCGUCAUCAGGUUCUCGCGGCCCUGGAACACCUGUGAUGAAGGCCAGGAUGUUCUCCUCUCAGAUGACACUGUGCGGGUCAUCUGGGCCUACAGCAACACUGACCCGGCCAGCGAGACUGACCUCAAGUACCACGCAGCACGAGGGACCAAGAGCCUCUACUUGAAGUCGCCCCAGUUGGUGAUGCCCCAAAUGGGCCCUGAUGUCAAGACCUGGGACUUCCUAUCACCUAAUGUGAGCUUGCCAGACAACCUGGACACUCUGUACUGGUGCAAGAUCUUUAAGAUGCCGCCCACGCCAGUCAAGAGCCACAUGAUUGGGUAUGUUCCAGUAGUUCAACAAGAGAACGCCGAGCACGUGCACCAUGUCCUCUUCUAUGAGUGUUACGUGCCUGACAGCGACACCCAUUUUGAGAAGUGGGUGAGCUGGGAGGGGACGCAGUGCUACAGUGCCAACAUGCCCAACUCCUGGAACUACUGCAAGUCGGUUGUUAUUGCCUGGGGAGUGGGUGGAGAGGGGGAAAUGUUCCCAGAGCACACGGGUACUCCCAUGGGCGAGGAACACGGCGGAGCUACGUACUUCAUGAUGGAGAUGCACUACGACAACCCAAACCUGAGGCAGGGAGUGGUGGACUCUUCUGGUAUAAGAAUUUUCUACACUGAAAACCUUCGUGAGUAUGAUUCUGGGACGCUGAUGUUUGGUCAGCAUGUCUUUCCCUCCAUCAUCAUCCCUCCGGGUCAGCCACGGUUCCUCGCAGCAGGCUUCUGUGACACCACUUGCACUCAGCAGAUGCUCCCCAAGGAGGGUGUGAAGAUAUUCCAAGGAGUGCUGCAUUCCCACCUGCUGGGGACCUCCCUUUUCUUGAGGCACAUCCGUGAUGGACAAGAGCUGCCGGUAAUCAUGAAGGACACAAGUUAUGACUUCAACUACCAGAGCACCAGAGUUUUCCAAGAGGAGGUGACGGUGCUGCCGGGUGACAUCCUCAUCACAGAGUGCUACUACGACUCCUCCAACCGAAGCAAGCCCACCUUUGCUGGCUUGGGCACCGAGGAGGAGAUGUGCCUUGCCUUCCUGAACUACUACCCUCGUGUGGACCUCUUUUCAUGUCUCUCUCAGCCAACACUGAUGAGUGCCAUCGGUGCACUGGGUGUGAGGGUUGAGAGGGGAGAAGGAGCCUUCAAACCAAAGCCUCCUGAUGAGCAGACAAACAAAGAGAUGGAUGAGAGGUUACUGAGUGAGGAUUUCAACCAAGAGCUGAAGCCUGUAAAGUUCAAUUACCUGUACAAGGCAAUGAGGGCCACAGCUCCUGACAGGUUUGUCAAUAUGUCCGUUUAUGACGUCCUGCACGACGAGACAACAUGGCAGGAUCCCACCGUGACAGACUCCCUUCAGAGGAUGGAAACAAAUGGUGUUCAUCUCACCGAAUGUAGAAAGCGUGAUGCCAACUCAAUGAUAUCGGUGAGAAAGAUGGUCCCUUACCCAACUUUCAGAACCCUGAGGCCACAGCCUGACCAGUGCCUAGACUCCCAAGGUGUAAAUUCUAGAACCCGCCUUUGUCCAGCCUUCUUCCCAUUCUGCAAGAACACAAAGAGACGGCCUUUCUACUAGAGGGCCUGAUCUAUGCCCAAGCUCCACCACUUUCUCCUAGUUGCUGAGCCCCUCUACACCAGACUUCACAAUACUGUAUAUCAAAUAAGUACAAUGUAAUGAUCAGUCCUUGAGAUUAUUGUUGGUAUUAUAAGACACUUUCAGUUCUCACACAGCUAUUUCUAAAUGUCAAAGAGGGGGUCAGUCGGGUUCUAAUGAGUGUUUCUUUAGGUUCAUUGUACAGAAGAAGGGUCAAACUACCAACAGGGUAAUAAAAUUACUCCUGGAAAUGCCCACAACUCUAUGAAAGCCUUGUCAAAUUUAUGUUCUUGAGCAACGAAAUGUUUUAAAAUAUACCCUAUGCCUCAAAAUCAGUCUGGAUAAUAUAUAUAAUAAAAAAUAUAGUAUAGUUCAUGAAUUACAUGAUAUUAAACAAAACCCUUGAGCCAUCUCCUUUGCUGUAAAAAAAAAGUCCUAAAAUAAGCCUAAAGAAAGCUAUGAAUGAGUGUGUGGAGUGUGUCUGUGAGCCUAAAGCAGUUUGAUAUGUAAGUAAAGGUUACCUCGUGCACAGGAACACCUAGGACAUGAAUACCUAUACUCACUGAUAUAAGAACAUUUUUAAGUGGAGGAUAUUUGGAUAAUGAGGCAUAUUUAAGCUGUUCAAAAGGAUUAUAAUAAAGCCAACAACUAUUUCCAUCCAGACUAAGUUGAUGUGUAUGACUGAAUUCACAUAACAGCCUUGCCAGACCUUACGGGUGUGUGAAAUAAUCUGGUUCACCUGAACAUGCACAGGAAAUGUCACAUGCUCUCCACCUCACUAUAUCUAUUAGGUUUAAGUUGAUGUUUAAGUUUAUAAGUGGAAGUAUAAGGAACCACAAAAUGUAACACUGAAAUAAAUGUUGAAGCCUUUGAAA
Messenger RNA from Eriocheir sinensis (Chinese mitten crab), 5655 nucleotides. RefSeq lists its product as uncharacterized. The record is from RefSeq and is a predicted model, not a curated record. The transcript is spliced from 30 exons. NCBI's taxonomy places the organism in Eukaryota, Metazoa, Arthropoda, Malacostraca, Decapoda, Varunidae. Gene Ontology annotation, biological process: octopamine biosynthetic process; dopamine catabolic process; norepinephrine biosynthetic process. Gene Ontology annotation, molecular function: copper ion binding; dopamine beta-monooxygenase activity. Gene Ontology annotation, cellular component: secretory granule membrane. The coding region runs from base 974 to 4762 and encodes 1262 amino acids.